AUGAGCUCUAAGUGUGAAAUAUGUGGUCUAGAGGAUUUCAAAUACAAGUGUCCCAAGUGUUUUAGAAAGACAUGUAGUUUGGCAUGUUCUAAGAAACAUAAGGCUGAUUUUGCAUGCGAUGGUGAGAGAACUAACUCUGUGGAUUAUAUUUCAAAUGAUACUUUUAAGAAGCAUGAUGACCUAGAGAAUGGUUUAAAUCACUUGGUUCAAAGAGAUUAUAAUUUUUUAACUAAUUUCAAGAGGAAAUAUGAGGUCAAUAAGAAAGAUUCUCUUUCAAAAGUAAAAGGAAUUCUUUACGGAGGAAAUACUGCCAAUAAAAGAUUCAAAAAUAAUUCUAGAGAUAAUAGAGGCCUAUCGGGGCCCUACAAUCCUACGGUGAAUGGAGAAAAUACAGAAUUAGAUGAAAUGGUAUGCAAAGUCAUAAGCAGAAGAGGUGUCAAUUGUUUGGUAUUACCUAAUGGUAUGCAGCGUUCAUUGCAAAACAAAAGUAAAUGGGACAAACCUCUGGAUUGUUUUGUCUGGACCAUUGAAGUGAUAUUACUGUAUUCCCAGCCAGAUGCAAAUGGCAAUAAAAAGUUUGUUCAUGUUACUCAUCGUAUGAAGGAAACAAAUACUGUGGCAGAGUCGAUCGGUAAAAUUAUAUAUUCGAAAUGUUUGGAAAAUUUUAAUAUUGAACCUAAACCACCCUCGUUGGAAAAUGCAAAGGAUGACAUCUCUAAAGGAGAUAGAACAGAAGCAAUGGCAAAUUUACCUCUACAUUUUCUUACCAAAUGGUUUCCUCGAAAUUACAACAAACAAUAUGACUCUAAACAAUUAAUCGAAAUUCCAAGUUCAGGACUCUGCAUAGGCGAAAUAUUUAAGAAUAAGACUGUAAUUGAAUUUCCAACUAUAUAUAUUACAGAUUCUUUAAAGAAUGUUGAGUCCUUUGGCUACACUAUUGUAAAGAAAGAAGAGCCACAGAUAUUACCACAACUACACGAAGAAGUUGACAGUAACACUGACGCACCUGACGAAAUAUCGUCUAAAAUUCAAAUACCUGCAUAUGAGAAAGUGGUUAGUGGAUAUGAUGAUAUUCCUGUGGAUACCUCGAUUGUUAAUGAUGUCGAAGUCACGGUGAACGCCAAUAAUUGCAGUGACAGCGACAGUGAUGAUUAUGAUCCAGGUGUCACAUUAGACUUCUUAUAA
Tetrapisispora phaffii CBS 4417 is the source of this 1185-nucleotide messenger RNA. RefSeq names its product Bcd1p (gene BCD1). NCBI's taxonomy places the organism in Eukaryota, Fungi, Ascomycota, Saccharomycetes, Saccharomycetales, Saccharomycetaceae. The coding region runs from base 1 to 1185 and encodes 394 amino acids. Gene Ontology annotation, cellular component: nucleus; pre-snoRNP complex. The record is from RefSeq and is a predicted model, not a curated record. Gene Ontology annotation, biological process: box C/D snoRNP assembly; snoRNA localization; maturation of LSU-rRNA from tricistronic rRNA transcript (SSU-rRNA, 5.8S rRNA, LSU-rRNA). The transcript has a single exon.